This is a messenger RNA of Asparagus officinalis (garden asparagus), 6679 nucleotides long. RefSeq lists its product as uncharacterized. The record is from RefSeq and is a predicted model, not a curated record. Gene Ontology annotation, biological process: nuclear-transcribed mRNA catabolic process, nonsense-mediated decay. Lineage: Eukaryota; Viridiplantae; Streptophyta; Magnoliopsida; Asparagales; Asparagaceae.
ACAUAAAACACUACACAUCCAAAACCCCUAAACUAUGGAGAAGAGCAGCGACGGCAGCUGAGCUGCUCCGAUUGCGAGUGCAAUGGCGGAGCAAAUCAAUAGCUCUUCAUCUCCUUACUCCAUCCGUACAAAUCUCAGUCGACAAAAUCCUCAAUCCUCAGCAGCAGCGGCAGCGGCCACAGCUCCAACUUCAUCGUCAUCAUCUUCUUCUACUCCCUCGAAUUCUUGCGAUAGAGGCGUUGUAGUCGUAGGUUUUGUGGGAAGCAAACCCACGACAAGCCCUACUCAUCUAAUCAACAGGGUUCUCGAUGCCAACAUCUUCGGCUCCGACGCGGCGAAGGAUCUUCAUCGAUUUCGCCGCCAUCGAAUUACCUAUUACUGUGAAGAUUCAUCUUCUUCCAAUAACAAGGGGAUUUUGUUCUUGAACCUCGCAUUCUCUCUCUCGGAGGGUUCGGAUUAUUCCUUGAAGGAGGAGGAGGAGUUUGAGUUCGAUCAUCUUCAGGGGUUGCUCUUCAUGUUCUCUGUUUGUCAUGUCAUAGUAUUCCUCCAUGAGGGACUGCGAUUUGAUACCCAAAUCUUGAAAAGGUUUCGAGUGCUCCAAGCUGCCAAACAUGCCUUUUCACCAUUCAUAAGAUCCAGUACAUUGCUCCCAAAAACAUCGACGACAUCCAUAUCACAACCAUAUGCUGCACCCAACGCUUCUUCUUCUUCGAUUUCUCCAACCGUUAGGCGAACAAGCCGCCAGUCUUCAUCUAUAUCUCUCAUGUCAGGCUCUGGCUCUCGCCUCUCUGUGUUCCCUGGUCAGUGUGUUCCUGUCAUUCUCUUUGUCUUUUGUGAUGAUUUCUCUGAUGGGCUGAUUAAUCCUUCACCAAAUAUGGAGGAUACGACAGAAACUCAGAAGUCAAACUUGACCCUGAAAGGUUCAGGAUCUGUGGUCAUGCUGGCACGAAACAGCAGUAAAAAUGAAGGAAGCUUGAAGAAGAAGCUGCAUGCAUCUUUGGAUGCACAAAUCCGUUUCUUGCUUAAGAAAUGCCGCAUUCUUGUUGGUUCAGAGCCCAGUUUAAGAGGAAGCAGCAGUGUGAAUUCCCUUCCCUUGUUUUCACUUGAUGCAGCAAGAGUUAUAGUCUUGGCAGAUAGGACAGUCAACAAAAGAGGUGAAUCCUUGGACUUCAUUACUGGUUUCAUAGAGGAAACUCUUAAUUCGAAGGGAGAUUUGAAUGAGUUUAUUUUUGGAACACAGCCCCAGGCUCUUAAUCACGAGGAGAUACAAAUAAUUGCGGAUUUUAUAUAUCGGCAGUCUCACAUUCUGAGAGGGAGAGGUGGUUUACCAAGUAAUGCAAAUAGUGCUGGAGUCGGUAUUGCAGCAGCAGCAGCUGCUGCUGCUGCUGGAAAGCCAAUUAGUGUUCCUGAGCUCCCAAGUUUAGAAAAUUGGUUAUCUUCCAGCACUUUAAUUAUUAAUGCAUUGGUCUCUAUAGAUCAUGAAUUUUUGGAUGAAUCUGGGAACAUCAAAAAGGUGUCUCUUCAAUCAAGUUCCAUCAAAAUGCACGACAGGCAGACUUCUACAUUUGGAUCUAGUGCUGCUGAAGCUGCCAUUUCUUGUCUUGAAAGUAGUAUAGGUCUUGACAUGAAGUUUUCUGUAACUAUGUGCAAAAGAGCUCUUCCAGCUGCUAAAGAUGUUUAUUUGAAAGAUUUACCUGCUUGCUACCCAUCUUCUUUACAUAAUGCACAUCUAGAGAAGGCCCUUAGUGCUUUUUCUUCAAUGGUUAAAGGACCAGCUGUUGGAAUAUUUAUAAAGAAGCUGGAAGAUGACUGUACAUAUAUAUGGACAUCUGGGAGGCAACUUUGUGAUGCCAUCAGCUUGACUGGAAAACCAUGUAGACACCAAAAACACACUGUUAGUGAUCAUUCGAGCGGAUAUUUUUUCCUCCAUGCAUGUGCUUGUGGUCGCUCGAGGGGGCUUAGAGAGGAUCCUUUUGAUUUUAACAGUGCUAAUGUUGACUUUAACUGUUUUGCCAACUGUGAAGAUGUCCUUCCAACACUAGUUCUUCCAAAAGGAAGCGACGCAUCACCUCUUCCUCCAAAGUCUUGGAGGCUUUUGCGUCUUGGAGGAGCACGAUGUUAUCAGCCAUCAAGAGGAUUACUUCAAAUAGGGUUUUGCUCCUGGGAAAAUUUUCUGCUGAAAUGUAUAAUUUCAUUUGACAAACAAAGAGGGGCUUAUACAUUGUCUACUGGUGCGACAGCAGAGAGUUCUGUGGUAAGUUCAACACCCUACUUUAAGGCUUCUACUGUUGUGUGCAAAGAAAAGAAGAAACUCGAUAAUAGUAAGUUCACAAAGGAAGUCCAGCGUGGGGGUUCAGAUAAUCAGCAAAAGCUAGCUGGCAUGGCUUCUUCUGAUGAUACAAGUAUCAGUUUUGGUAAAGGUCUUCCAUCAUUUACUAUGAAAAAACCUUUUUCUGAAGUCGUUGCAGGUACUGUUCUGUUUGAUUCAACAUUCCCUAAUCUUAAGAGUAAUAAACAGCAAACAAUUGCUGUUGCAAAAGGUGGAAAACAAACAGGAACAGUUGAUCAGACUGAUGGUCAAGUGAUCAAAACUGAUGGUCGUCAAGGAUCUCAUAGAAGUGAAUACAUUGAAGUUCAGGAAAGCUUAGAUAGUUCCACAAGUAAUUAUCAAACCAGUUGCAGCCCAGUUUUACAGAUAGGAAGCAAAUUAAUUCCUGUAAACAUGUGCGACACUGAAAAGGUGCUGCCAAAUAAUUCUCGAAAGGAGGUUGUUCUGUAUGUAGGUUUUGAACACGAGUGCUCUCAUGGACACCGAUUCCUUCUAUCCCCUACGCAUCUUAGGGAGUUUGAUUCUUCAUACUCUACUGAAGUUUCUGAAAGAAAAUAUGUCAAAAAUAGUAAUGUAUCACAUGAAGAAGUGAUUCAAUCUCCAUAUAGAACGUCAAAUACUGCUAGUAGUACAAGAAGAAGUACUAAAUCUACACUAAAUGAUAUUAAUUAUGGUCAGCAACGAGAUGGAUUCACAUCAUUCUCUAGAGAAGGCACUGAUAAGUUUCAAUCUGGUCAGGGUCUCUCUACCUCCUCUGACACCACGGACGAGCUUGAAGGUAAUCUUUUACAUGUUAGACUUGAUGAUGGUGACCAUGGGUUAUCACUUUUAAACAGAAAUUUGCCUGUGUACAUGAAUUGCCCUCAUUGCAAGAGCUCAACUAAGCCGAAGCAAGAUAUCAAGUUUGCAAGUUCUGUAUCGCAGCUUCAAAGGAUAUUCCUGGUGACACCUCCCUUACCUACAGUUCUUGCAACCUGCCCAGUUAUACAAUUUGAGGAAAAAUGUCUGCCUCCAUCAACUCCAGUUCUGGAGCAGAAACUGUGUUUUACUCUUGAUUGUCAAGUAAUCUUACCUCCCGAGAGCUUCCUUGUUUUAAGACUCCCAUUCAUCUAUGGCAUUAAAAAAGGUGAUGGAACUCUGCAACCUCUUAGCCACCACACACAUCAACCAGAACUCAGUGCAUGGCUUAUGAAAGGCACGGCUUUGGAAGUUAUCUCAAUGGGACAUGACACAGAUGAGAAACUUCACGUGCAAUGACAAAUUGACGCAGAUGAGAAACUUCACGUGCAAUGACAAAUUAAGGCUCUGUACAGUGUCCGAUUUAAGUGUGAAAUAUUUUAUCAAAUACAUAAAAGGAAAAAAAUUCCUUUGAUGCUUGGCCCGCUCCAUCAAUCAGACCGAGGUGAGCUUGCCUGAUGGAAGCAUGAUCGUAGGCGCAACUUGACUCGUGAAGCAUGUUGCCUUGAAAAUAAAUGGUAUUGGCACACGCACGAUCAAACGGGCCCAAGAUUAGAAUGUCUAAUAAGUGGUUGCUAAUGGCUAGUAUAGCUGUUAGCAAAGAUUGUCACAACCCCAAAUUUCCGAACCUAAAAGGAAUAUUAGAGCCGGACUAAACCUGUGAAAGAUCCUCCAAAAAAAUACAUUCAUUAAAAGACCAUCAAAAUAGUCUCUUCAUUGAACUUAAACCAACAAUAAAUAUUCUCUAUAAUUCCCAAAAGUCAACAUUAAUCCAAUUAACUUGAUAUAAACAAAUAUUCCUCAACUUGAAAUAAAACUCGACCUAAAGGAAAGAAAUCUCAUAAUUACAAAACUCUCAAUUCAUCAAUUAAACAUCAAAGACUUUAUUUAACCUUCACCUAGAAGAUAAUAACAAUUCCGAAUUUUAUUCCUUGCUCCGUUCUAAGAAUUAAAAAAAAAUCAUCAAUUCCACAUAAUCCCGAGUCUCUGGAAAGAAUGAAAACAACGCAACGAGUUCACAACUCAAUAAGUGGAUAAAUUCAUACAUUGAACACUAGUUUUACAAAACUAAAAUAAAUUGACUUAAUAAGCAAGAUACUAAAAUAGUAAAAAAUUAUAAUGCAACAUUUUUAAAAUGUGUACAUGCAAUGGAAAUAAGAAGGUCAUAUCUCAAUGCGGUCAACACUUCGAUACUCCGGUUGACUUGGAAAACCCCACUAUUAUAUAGCUCGUGGUCGGGAUGUUGAGACCCAAACUUGGGUUCUUAGCGCUAAAAUAAAAACCAAAAUAAAAACCUCAUAGAGGCACAUCGAGCCCUGUUUAGAUGACUUACUUAUCCUCAACAUAUAUCGGUAUAUUGACUUGAGAUGCAUAUACUUUAAGAAAAUUAAACAAAGUUCGUAAAACUAAAUACGUUAUACAAAAAUGCGAAAUGCCAACCAAUAGUGAAAUCAAUCAAUCACAUAUGCAUCUCAACUUACUACUAUAUGAAAAGAUAUAACAAUUGACAAAGAAAAUAAGCAUAGCCUUAUACCAAAUAUCCAUGUGCAUCACCUCCGAAUCAACAUUUAACAUGUGAGUAACUCACACAAAAGGAUAUAAUCCAUCAUAAAUAAAUUCAUAUAUAAUUAAUAUAAUUUUAUAUGAAAAUACGCAGUGCACAAUGCAUGAAUUCACCACUUAGGCACUUACAUAAACCUGAAGACUAUCAGAAUACCAGUCAUGAUGCCUCCUCAAAGUCACUUGAAACCCCUAAAGAAUUCAUAUAAAAUAGUCGUCAAAACAAACAUCCUAUUAAACAUUAACACAUUAAGUUGUCCCUAUAAUAUAUCUUAGUUUAAUAACCUAGUGUUCCCAAGCUAUUCCUUCUACUAUCCUCGAUCAGUAACAAUACAGUAACAAUACAGUUCCCACAUUUCUAACUAAGUCAAAAUAAUAAUAAUAAUAAUAAUAAAUCAUACUCUAUCUUUCAUGGACAGGCAUCUAUCUAAAAAUAAUUCUUUGAUCACAUGUUUAGAGGUAAGAGGACAAGAUCCAAGAAUAUAAAAAUUAAUUGGAGUGAAGAAUAUCUAUAGGAUUAUACCCUUCUAUAGUGUGUAAAGUUGAUGAUCUAAUCGCUGAUGGCUCCCUUCAGCCCAAAUCCGAUCAGCCCCCCCCCCUUUUUUUGUGUGUGGCGAAAUAAUGACGGGAAAAGGAGAAGAGGCUGACGGGAAAAGAAGAAGGAACUAGAGUAGGGUUUUGUUUAUUCCUAAAUAUCCUUUUACUAAUAGACCCUCUAACAAUUUAUGCACAAAAGUCCCUUUACUUUUCCUUAUAUAUAUAGCCAAGAAACUUAGAAUUAUUACAAAGAUCAUAUAUUAUCGUCCACCAAAUAUGUAACUCUUCACUGCAUAUAGGCCUUACUAACAAAAACAUAACCAUUGUUAAUCGUUAAUCACCCUCAGCCUCAUAACCAUCCUGAUCGUUUUCGAUUCAGGUAUGUCAAUAAUAAAAUUCUGCAAUUUUUAUCAUGUGUUUUCUUCAUGAAAUUUUUGUCUACCUCAAAAUUCUCCAAGUUUCCAAGUGAAGUGAAGCCUCUCUAGUUCAAGCUAUUCAGCUGUGAAGCUCUCUUCUCUACAGGCUUUCUCCUCUAGAGCAUCUCAAUAUUUUUCUUUUCUCUACAGUUCCUUCUCUACAACAACUAAAAUUCUCUCUUGUUUUCUUUUAUUUUUUUUUCAACUAAUUAAUUAAGAGUAGUUUCUCUUCAACUUCACAUCACACUAGUGCUGCUGACACAUCUAGACGUAAUAGCACACUCGCUAUCGAAGGAUAACAACAAUAGCAAGCAUUUGGUGACAAUUCUAUCUUUUUUUUUGUUUUAACCAAGUGAGCUAAUUAGCUUUUUUACACUUAUAAUAUUUCAUUUAAUGAUCUCAAAGUAGUAAAAUCUGCAGUUACACUAGAGCCUUUCAAAAAAGAAAAAUAUUGAAAUGUUUUCUGGAAGAAGCAUCAACGCCUGUAGUUUAGAAACAUUUCAUAACAAUAAUGACCCUAGAAGAUCAGAAAGGCCCAAAAAUAUCUCAUACUAUGUACAAUGGGAAGGGGAGGAUUGACAGUCAAGAAGAAUGGGGAAUGACACUUGGUUGUUGAGAUGCCCUUUUGGUUGCUGCAACAUUGAUAACCGAGCAAAUUGCAGUUACACUAAAUAUGAGUAAAAGGUUCCUGCGAGAUAAUUUUCUUUUCUUUAUUCUUUUCAUUUCCUUUUUAUGAAAGCGUGGGACAAUCAAGCCCUCAUUCACACAAGCUGUUAGGAAUACAAGCAACAGAUAGAAAACACGAAGAAAACUAAACAAAACAAGACUGGUUCAACAAACUGCAAUAUUAGGUAAAGAAAACACACAGGCAUACAUAAAA